GGAUGCGCUCAAAGUCAGCCAGGGAUCUCCCUCGCAUGAAAAACAAAGAACAAAAAGGUGACAGACAUUCCGAUGGAUUUUCUGGCAUUCGCGCCAUGCGCCACAGGUCGAUUUCACCGCCAUGUGAUAGACCGGAUAUGAGUCCGUGGAUGCCCCUCGCUUGUCACGUCUUUAUCCUCUAGUGGGAUCCGAUCCGUACGCAUAUAACAGGGCCGUUAAAUGUAAUGCACGCGGUGUUGGCUAUUGUAUUUGUAGUAGGUACUUUACUUAACCAAGUUGAAAUUUUCCUUUCAUUAAUUCAUUUAUGUAUCUGUCCCCGUCCUUCCCCCUUUCCUCACCCCGUGCUUCGUGCGUGGGGGAUCGGUCGGCAUCCUUCGUGUCACCUCAGAGCCACAAACCCUAUUCUCUGGCCUCAGUCCCCAUGGCCACGGCGAUCCGCCUCUUUCGGGAUCUGGAUCUGGAUCUGGAUUCGGAGCUGGGUUAUGUCAUCUGUCAAGGGUUACAUUCGUAGGGCUUGCAUAUCAGAGUCAUCCAGUCCUGCAGGCCUGCUGACAUUCCCAAACUAACUGAACGGUUAUAUUGGAUGACAGAGGGACAUGAGUAGAUAGCUAGUCAGCCAAUUAACCAACCAUGUUAAGAGGAAAUGAAAACU
Molecule: messenger RNA, 652 nt
Organism: Aspergillus steynii IBT 23096
Lineage: Eukaryota; Fungi; Ascomycota; Eurotiomycetes; Eurotiales; Aspergillaceae
Exons: 1
Coding region: 225-566 (113 amino acids)
Source: RefSeq, a predicted model, not a curated record